UGGCUGUUAUGCGUUUAUGACAUCAGCCCCCUCGCUUAUAUACUUAGGGAAUGACCCAGAGCUCCCUUUAUGGUCCAGACCUUCUGAAAUCAGCUCAAGGCAGUAGGAAAGCCGAAGACCUCUCAACUCUCUCUCUCCCUCUCCCUCUCUCUUUCUCUCUUUUCCGUGCGUUUCCCUCCCUCUCUCCGCGUGUGUGUCUCCCUCUCUCGCUCACACAGCUUGUCCUUUCUUUGUACGGACUUUACUUUCUAGAGGGAAAGAAGCAUGGCAAAACUGAGGAUGCAGCUAGUGUGCGCGAUGCUCCUGGCGCUCGCCUCCUGGAGCCUGUGCUCAGAUUCAGAAGAGGAAAUGAAAGCCUUAGAAGCUGAUUUAUUGACCAAUAUGUAUACAUCAAAGAUAAACAAGGCGAAGCCUCCUCAGUGGAAAAUGACCCUUCUAAAUAUCUGUGACCUCAUCAGCAACAUAAACAACCAGGAAGAGGAUGUGGGUGAUGUUGAAGAAGAAGACCUCCUGUCAAGAAGACAGUUUCCCUCUACUCUUGAUGGCUCUAGUUUGGAAGCAUUGUUGACAUUGUACCAGCUUCAGAAAGUCUGCCACAGCAGAACCUUUCAGCACUGGGAGUUACUUCAGCAAGAUGUUUAUGACCCUGAAAAUGCAAGCCAAGAUAAAGAUCUGAUGAAGAGGAAAACUCCUUACAUUCUGAAACGGCAACUGCACGUCAACAAAGCCCGACGACCAUACAUACUGAAGAGGAGUUCAUAUUACUGACUCAGCAGUUAAAGUAGUGUUUAUUUAGUUUCUAAGUAACUGUGCUUUAUGGUUACCUUAUUUCAACCUUAAAUCUUAUUUGUGUGGAAAAUAGAUUAUGGAAAGUGACUGUGUCUUUCUUGCCACUGUUGUUUCUUGGUUGUGAUUUUUUUCCUACUUAAAAUUCAUUGGAAUAAUACAUUUGAAAAUAAAUCUAGUUUCUAAGCAUUA
Messenger RNA from Podarcis raffonei (Aeolian wall lizard), 978 nucleotides. It is a transcript of the gene NTS, whose product is annotated as neurotensin. Gene Ontology annotation, cellular component: axon terminus; extracellular region. The coding region runs from base 265 to 768 and encodes 167 amino acids. The transcript is spliced from 4 exons. The record is from RefSeq and is a predicted model, not a curated record. NCBI's taxonomy places the organism in Eukaryota, Metazoa, Chordata, Lepidosauria, Squamata, Lacertidae. Gene Ontology annotation, molecular function: neuropeptide hormone activity.